UAUGGUCAAGAGGAAAACUGCUUUAAAAUGCAUGUAUACAUUGCACUAGUGGCACAGUCACGAAGUCACUUUGCUAAAAAUUAGAAGAGAAACAAGUUUAGUGUGUCGUAUAGUCUACAAACAUACGUAUACUGGACAAAUAUGGGUUCCCUGCGAAAAAUGCCCUCUGAGGAAAGUUACGCCCUGAUCGAGGGCGAUUUUAAGAAUUUUAGAGUGAAACGCAUAACAGACAAGGAUAUUCCAAAAGUGUUGGAAAAUAUUGAAUUGUAUUUUAUUCCUGGAGAAAUAACAUGUUCAAAUUUGGGCUUGACGGAUCAAUCUGUUCGAGAAUUUCUGGAUGUCGCCAAAAUAAGCAUUCAGGAUGGAUUAGGAUUCUACAUGGAAGAUAAAGAAACUGGAGAACUUGCCUGUGUUCGAUUAACUCACCGCAUGAGGAAAGGGGUUGACCAAUUUGAGUCUCUCGACAUUCAGUCAAAGUCAAUGUUUGCCGUGUUUGAAAUAUUUGACAAGCUGAAUAAAAUCGGGAAAAUAUACGAACGAUACGGCAUUGACGAGUAUGCUGAAUUUUUUCUCGUCUCUACCACCCCCAAAUAUCGGAACCAAGGGGCGAGCAAGGAACUUUAUCGAAGAUCGUUGGACUUUCUAAGAGCUGAAGGGUUUAAAGUGGCCAAGGUGUUCCUUUCGAGUCCGUGGACGGUGGCUGGGACAAAAUCAUUAGGAUUUGAAGAAUUGGGUUCACUCAGCUAUGAAACUGUACGGUGGUCGGAGAGUGGCGAACUGAUAUUUCCAGACCCCGAGAAAGUUAAGGGGGUCAACCUUUACUUGAAAGUCUUUGUAUUCAAUUGAGUGACAAUUAAUAAUUUUAGUUGUGGUUAUAAAAUUCUCUAAAUGUAUUUCAUUAUUGUUACAAAAACAGAAAUGCAGAUAUUGCUAUGUAUUUUGGUAGACGACUAAUAAAAUUUGUCAUUCGCUACAUGCACAUACAUAUAAA
Messenger RNA from Folsomia candida, 991 nucleotides. RefSeq lists its product as uncharacterized. The record is from RefSeq and is a predicted model, not a curated record. Lineage: Eukaryota; Metazoa; Arthropoda; Collembola; Entomobryomorpha; Isotomidae. Gene Ontology annotation, molecular function: N-acetyltransferase activity. Bases 142 to 846 code for a protein of 234 amino acids. The transcript is spliced from 2 exons.